AUGGUGAGGCCAGAGCAGCAAUGGCCACCUCCUACUCCGCAGCAGCAGCAGCAGCAGCAAGAUCAUCAGAACAUGGAUAUUGAUCAUCAUCAUCAUGAUCAUCAGAACCAAGAAGACGAUCAUCAUGAUCAUCAAGAUAAGGAGAAUAUUAUUGGUGGUGAUGAAGAUGAAGAAGAAGAAGAUGAUGAUGAUGAAGAGGAUGAGGAGGAGGAUGAGGGGGAUGGGAACUAUGAGAUAGUGGCAAACAAGCCAGCUCCAGUGGGUGCAGCCGCAGCUGAGUGA
Messenger RNA from Prunus armeniaca (apricot), 282 nucleotides. The record is from the annotation of a GenBank genome assembly. NCBI's taxonomy places the organism in Eukaryota, Viridiplantae, Streptophyta, Magnoliopsida, Rosales, Rosaceae.